Molecule: messenger RNA, 1192 nt
Organism: Esox lucius (northern pike)
Lineage: Eukaryota; Metazoa; Chordata; Actinopteri; Esociformes; Esocidae
Product: butyrophilin subfamily 2 member A1-like
Exons: 5
Coding region: 479-1189 (236 amino acids)
Source: RefSeq, a predicted model, not a curated record
UCAUUUCAUUUUCACUCACCACACAUUCAUCAACCUUUCUUCACUAAGUGUAAGUCUCUCUGGAUAAGAAUGUCUGCUAAAUGACUAAAAUGUAAAAUCUUCUCUGACGCUGUGAACUGGGCAAGAAUAUCUGAACAAAUCUGUGUGUGUUUGUUAACAAUUCUGAAACAAAAGCCUAAAUGUUUUUUACUUUACGCAGUACUCAAAAGUAUCAGUUAUAGAAAAAUCUGCCUAAACCAAAGAUGUUUUUUAAAGAUUACUGUUAGGAAGUUGUAGUUAGUCGGUUCUGUUGGUUAACAUGUUGUUUAUCUUCAUCAUGCCUGUUUCUUUGUUAGAACAACUGUCUCUUUCAGGAAUAAUGGUGUUUGGACCAAAUAGUUUGUGUGUGACUGCUGAUUCUUCUACACCGUUAAACCUCUGAAUCUGUCCUACACUUUCUUCUUAAUGGACAUGCUGUGAACUGUCUCCUUCAGGAAUAAUGGUGACUGGACCAGAUAGUCUGUAUGUGACUCUGCUGAUUCUCCUCCACAGUUUAACGUCUGAGUCUGUGAAGUUUGAAGUUCUUGGUCCAACUGAGCCCAUUGUUGCUGUGGCUGGUGAUGACAUCAUUCUGCCCUGUUACCUCAAACCCAACAUCAGUGUUGAGGACAUGACUGUGGACUGGCUGAACCUGGACUUCAUGGACGAACAUGUCUAUCGUUACCAAAAUGGAAGAAUCAUACAAGAGGAUCAGAUUCACUCCUACAGAGGAAGAACAUCACUGUUUAUAGAGGAACUGUGGAGGGGAAACACAUCUUUAAAACUGACCAGGGUACAAGGGAAUGAUGAGGGACGUUACAAAUGCUUUAUUAAGUCAAACAACUGGUAUGAUGAUGUUAGUGUUCAAGUUCUUGUUAAAGCUGUAGGAUCCAGGCCAGUGGUGUCAAUUGAAGGACACAGAGAGGGAGGGAUUGGUUUGGUGUGUCAAUCUGAAGGCUGGUACCCUGAACAUGAUCUGGUGUGGCUGGACAGUAAAGGAGUUAGUCUCUCUGCUGGACCUCCUGAGACACACAGAGACUUAAAGGGAUUCUACACAAUCAAACAACAUGUCAUUGUCCAGGAGACUGACACCAACCUCUUUACCUGUAGAGUCUUACAGAUACAAAUCAAUGAGGAGGUGGAGACAGAGGUUCACAUCCCUAGUGAGUAAAAC